AUGGCUGGGACAGUCACUGUGUUGAAGACCUCUCCUGUUCGACUUGGGGAUCAGGUCGAUGAGUCAACGGUGUACUUUCAUCGUCUUUUCUGGAUAUUUCCACCAUGCAUCGAGGCCUUCUGGCAUUGCAAGCCCCUGGUGAGUAUUGAUGGUACCCACUUGUAUGGCAAGUAUGGAGGCACGUUAUUGUUGGCGAUAGCGCAGGAUGGGAACUCAAACAUCCUCCCGAUAGCCUUCGCCCUUGUGGAGGGAGAAAAUGCGGAGUCAUGCUCAUUCUUUUUGUCCAACCUACGAUUGCAUGUGACAUUGCAGGAGGGUAUUCUUGUUUUCUCUGACAUGCACAAUGGCAUUAAGGCUGCACUUGAGGCCCAUGAGAAUGAUUGGCUGCGUCCACAUGCUUUUCGAGUGUUCUGUAUUCGUCAUGUGGCCGCAAAUUUUAGCCUUAGCUUCAAAUGUAAAGAUGCAAGGAGGAUGCUGGUGAAUGCUGCCUAUGCAAAAACUGAAGUAGAGUUUUAUUACUGGUUUGACAUCAUGUGGACUGAAAAUCUGGCUAUGUGUGACUGGGCCAACCGGAUGGAGUAUGACAAGUGGACCCAACAUGAGGAUAGCGGUAGACAGUUUCGGCACAUGACAACGAACAUUAGUGAAUGUGUGAAUUCUGUGUUAAAGGGAACUUGCAACCUCCAGGUCACAUCGUUGGUUAAGACAACUUACGGGAGGCUUGCUGAGCUAUUCGUGGUCCGGGGACAGACGGCAGAGACACAGUUGGGAUCUAGGCAUGAAUUUUGUCAGGCGUUGAUAAAGGCUAUUGAUCAAAACAUAAGAGACUCCAGGUGCUUCACCAUCACAUUAUACGACAGGCACCAAUCGGAGUACACGGUGGCUGAGACGACACCGACCGGAAACUUCUCGCUAGAUGUUCAACGUGCACAAGUAAGGGUUUGUUUCGCCUAUCCCAGAAGGCCUAUGGCCCCAUAUGCUGGACCAACAAUCAUUCCUAAUCCUAACAUGAGGCGUGCAAGGGAAGGACGUCCGAAUGUAACCAGGAUCCUUGGUAGCAUGGAUCAGUUUGUUGUGAUCCACCCGAAGCGCUGUGGGCUAUGCCGUUAG
Molecule: messenger RNA, 1110 nt
Organism: Arachis duranensis
Lineage: Eukaryota; Viridiplantae; Streptophyta; Magnoliopsida; Fabales; Fabaceae
Exons: 2
Coding region: 1-1110 (369 amino acids)
Source: RefSeq, a predicted model, not a curated record